This is a messenger RNA of Drosophila bipectinata, 1617 nucleotides long. It is a transcript of the gene Tmx3, whose product is annotated as Thioredoxin-related transmembrane protein 3. Gene Ontology annotation, biological process: peptidyl-cysteine oxidation. Gene Ontology annotation, cellular component: endoplasmic reticulum. The record is from RefSeq and is a predicted model, not a curated record. Gene Ontology annotation, molecular function: protein disulfide isomerase activity. NCBI's taxonomy places the organism in Eukaryota, Metazoa, Arthropoda, Insecta, Diptera, Drosophilidae.
UGGUCACACCAAAACAGAGGUGGUGGUUUUCACAAAUGUUUUCAUUUUAAAUUAAUUAAAUUAGUUAAAAUAGACAGAAAAGAGCCUGGAACUUGAUAGUUUUUAGUACAAAGAUAAAAAGAAAAUAUGUCGCCAAAGUCUCAGUGGGCUUGGAUUCUCCUGAGUGCGCUCCUGCUGGCUUUGGGAUCGGCGGCGGUAUCCUCGCGGGUUCUGGAACUGAGCGAUCGCUUCAUCGAUGUGAGACAUGAAGGCCAGUGGCUGGUGAUGUUCUACGCGCCAUGGUGCGGCUACUGCAAGAAGACGGAGCCCAUAUUCGCCUUGGUGGCCCAGGCGCUGCAUGCGACGAAUGUGCGAGUGGGCCGCCUGGAUUGCACCAAGUAUCCAGCCGCUGCCAAGGAGUUUAAGGUUCGAGGAUAUCCCACAAUUAUGUUCAUCAAGGGAAACAUGGAGUUCACCUACAAUGGCGACCGUGGCCGCGAUGAACUGGUCGACUAUGCCUUAAGAAUGUCUGGUCCCCCAGUCCAGUUAGUCACGCGAACUGAGAGCGUGGAUAUGCUAAAAGGAUCCCACACGAUCUUCUUUAUGUUUGUUGGCCAGCAGGAGGGUGUGGUGUGGGAUACGUACUAUGCGGCGGCGGAGGGGUACCAAGAGCACGGGUUCUUCUACGCCACCGGUGAAGAUAUUGCCGCCCAGCACUUUGACUUUGAGAAACUGCCAGCAGUUAUUGUUUACAAAGAGGAGCAGCACCACUUCUAUCCCCACGGCCACCUGGCUCACGAAAUGGAUCCCAAUGAAGUGAACGAGACCAUCUUCCAGUGGGUGAAUGUGGAGAGGUUCACCUUGUUCCCGAAGGUCACACGAUUCAAUAUCCACCAGUUGCUAAAAACGAACAAGUACUUGGUUCUGGCGGUUGUACAGGAGGAUAAGCUCAACCAAAUAGCCACUCACGAGCUGGAGUUCCGAGACAUGGUCGAGGGAGUGAUACGAAAACAUCGUCCUCGGUAUCACGACAAAUUCCAAUUCGGAUGGAUUGGAGAGCCUUCCAUAGCCCAUUCAAUCAUUCUGGACCAACUGCCCACGCCCCAUCUGAUUGCCAUAAACUCGAGCACCCAGCACCACUUUAUACCGGAUGACGAUCCAUUGCAGAUGACCCCACAGGCCUUGCACCUGUUCCUUGAGUCCAUUGCCAACGAAAGCGCCGUAGCCUACGGAGGAGAUACGUACUUUGUGCGCUUGAACAGGGCUUUGUUCGAGGUGCGAAGAUCCCUGAGGGAUAUGUGGCAGGGUAAUCCUGUACUGACCACCGUCAUCUUUGGCCUGCCCCUGGGAUUCCUUUCGUUAAUUAUGUACUCCAUAUUCUGCGGGGAUUGCUUGGUUACGGAGGAAGACCCGGAAGAGGACCACGAGAAAAAGGAAUAAGCGGAAAGGUCUUUCCCAGACGAUCUCGAUUUUCUAAAGCUAGUAAACAAAACUAAGAGUAGAGAGUAUAUCCAAACGGAAUAGAAGAGACCAUGCAAUAAGUCACCAUUCCCAUCCCCUAGAGAAACUUUUCUACCGCCUAUAUGUAAGCCAAAUCUAGUCCUAUGUCAAAUCAUCUCACGUACGCUGGAGGAGAAC